Rhagoletis zephyria (snowberry fruit fly) is the source of this 1899-nucleotide messenger RNA. RefSeq lists its product as uncharacterized. Gene Ontology annotation, molecular function: zinc ion binding; nucleic acid binding. Lineage: Eukaryota; Metazoa; Arthropoda; Insecta; Diptera; Tephritidae. The record is from RefSeq and is a predicted model, not a curated record.
AUGGCGAAUUUAUUAACACGCCAACAAGUAAUGGACACUAUUGCUGCUGCUGGUAUCCCAUUUGACAAAGAAGCUACAUUGGUCCAGUUAAGAGGUUUAUACGAUGAUGUAAUCGCUGGUCGUGCCGUGAACAGAAGUGAAGAAACAGAUGCAGAUGCUCAGCUGAACGUGUACAAUAAUGUGCCAGAGAUUGGUGAAAAUAAAUUAUCAGAAGAUGGUGAUCGACGUGAACGUGAGAGAAUGAUUGAAGAGGAGGAGUAUCUUGAUCGCAUGCUGGCAAUUGCUAGGAAGAAACGCGAGCUAGCUGAGUUGCAGCAAGAGAUUGGUCAAGUGGGCAGUCGCAAGUUUGAUUUAAGUAUGCUGACAGCAUUGAUCAAUAAAUUUGAGGGGUCUGAGUCACAGGAUAUUAAAAAGUGGGUUGCUGAGCUGGAGAAUGUGUUUGAAAUCCUUCAGUGUAAUGAUCGUGAAAAACUGAUUGCUGUUCGCCAUUUGGUUUGUGGUCACGCAAGACGAUUCAUUGACAUAAUUUCGGUGCGCUCAUAUGAGGACAUAAAAGCUGCAUUGUUAGAUGAGUUUCAAUGUAAAUUUUCGCUGCAAGAUAUCUUCAACCAAUUAAAAUCACGUUGCAUCAAAUCGGGAGAAACGCCACGCCAGUAUGUAACUGAAAUGCAAUAUAUUGCUAGUCGAGCCGAUAUUCCAGAGACCGAUUUAGUCGAUAUUAUAAUAGAAGGACUAAAUGAUAAAACGUCUACAGUAUCAAUGUUGUAUGGCGCGUCGUCUAUUCGGGAACUUAAAGUGUUGAUGGAACGAUACGAGAGAAAGAGGAAAACCAUAAAAACACAGAAAAGUAUUGCGUCAGAAGUCAAGCAAGAUGCAUGUACAGCUCCGAGACGACCACCAAAUUCGUGUUUCGUAUGUGCUGAGGUUGGGCAUACUCGCCAUAAUUGCCCUCGUCGUGGUGGAUCAAAUAAUUCAAAGGUGGCAGCUGCAGUUGGAGAUGAUGAGGAACCCGAACGAUGCCAGUUAGCUGAACGUUUAGCUCCUAAUAAUUUGGUAAGUAUUGCUUUCCAUCAAAGGGAGAAGUGCACUGACUUGAUUUCUUUCUUGGCUUUGUUUGACACGGGCAGUCCUAUCAGUUUCAUUAGAAGAUCAUGUGUGCCCGCAACGGUUGAAGUAAAUGUUGAUUGGAAACUAUCGUGCUACCGUGGAAUGGGUAAUAAGCGAUUGAAUGUAUGUGAUUCUGAGGCUGUGGUGCCGUUGUUGGUGGGGCGUGAUCUUUUGGGAAGGAUGGGAGUUGGUUUGUGUCAGAUAGAGACAAUUAGAUAUAAGAAAUAUGAUCUGUUGAAAAUGAAUGAUCAAAAUAAAAUUUCUAUAGCGGACAAUGUCAUAAGUGCCCUUCGACUUUUUGAUAUAUGUAAAUAUCCGUCAAGUAAUUCUGAGGCUGCUCCAAUCAUAGGAAAAGAAUAUAUUGUUUUAAAGGGUGUUGAGCCUGAAGUGAAUAUUCUGUUAGAUAUGAAGAGUUGCGAGGCUCGUAUUAUGGCAGGUUUAGAUGAGGUUUGUUUGGUGGAUUAUAAUGAUUUGUCUAAAAAUAUUAAAGUGAUUCUAGCUGUAAAUUUAACUGAGGAGUGUGAUGUCGGACAUCUAAUAAAUAUCGAUAUCCAAUUGAAUAAAGCAGAUGCAGAUAUUAUGCGUAACCUUAUUAAAACAAUGUAUGAGACUAGGGGCAAACUGGGGGUUGGUAAUUACUCAAUGGAAAUUAAACUAAAGAAUGAUACGCCAGUGUACAGUAAUCCAAGGAGAUUGUCCCUUAAAGAAAAAAUGGAGGUUGAAAGAACGAUUGAUGAUUUAUUAUGGCAAGGAAUAUACGACCCAGCAGUUCCCCAUAUGCGUCACCGAUAG